AUGACCAUGAAGAAGAUCGGGAUCGGCGUCGUCGGCGUCCGCUUGUCGCAGCUCCCCGAGCAGUACAACGCGAGAACUUGCAGCAAGGUUUGCCUCGGUUGCGGUUGCAAGCCGUCGGAUCCCGACCCCAUCAACCCAACCUUGAGCUACGCCUGGUUCAAGCCUGACUAUGGCGGACUGGUGUGCGCGUACUGCGGGACAGCCAAGGCCAGGAAGUACCCCCACAAGAGCAACGACCAAGUCUUCAAGGGCGUGAGGACUAACGAGGAGGAGUGGAAGAAGUUCCAGCAGUUUUGCAAGUUCUUGAUCGAGUCUUGGAAGUCGGGCAAGCAGCGGGUUCGCAAUGUCCUCGAUGCGCCGAUGGAGCAGACGGUCAAAAAGAUAGCGGAGAUAAAUAUGUCCGCCGCCGACAAGGGCAAAAUGAAGUUGUACGACAGCUACGUCCAGGAGUUCGGGGAUCCAGCCACAAACGGGAGGGGGCACACCAUCACCAUGGCGCAAUGGAAGGACGGUAGCAAGCAAAAGGUCGUGCUCAUUCCCAUGACGGCGUCGGACGAGAUGGAGUGCAAGUGGAAGAUUAAGAACGGCUUCAGGCACGACACGACGUUGGACGACGGCGCCCUCUCGAUGCGCCCGGACCAGCAGCGGCAGCUCUUCGACAGUUUGCGAGAUGCCCACGGCGUGUCGCGGUUGAGCGGGGACAUUCAGCCGAGCGGCGGCGCCGCCGCAGUUCGCCGGGCAACGGCCGACCGUGCCAAGGCGGCCUUGGACGCUCGAUCGGCCCCUUCCGCCACGCCGCCGUCUUUGCCGACCAGGCGACAGGGCGGCGCCGGCAGGCGGGGCGUCGCGAGGCCGAAGGCGGGCAAGGGCAAGGCGGGCAUUGGCGCCGCGGAUUUGGCAAAAGAAGAAAGAGAAUUGGAGAAGUUGGUCGAGAAGGGCGAGGCAUGUUUGCGGGAGUUCGCUGCGUGGAGUCGCGAGACCAUCGUGCACGAGAAGGACAAGCGUUUCUACAAGGCCACUCGGAGUUUGAGUGAUAGUAUUGCUGCCAAGAACACCUCAGACGUGACGGCGUCGAAUGCGGAGUUGGCCGAGAAAGCCGAGAUCACAGUGAAAUUGAUGGGUUUGAUGGUCCAGCGAGUGAAAGCUUACACCACGUGGGUCAAGAAGGCCGAGGAUAAGCCGUACCUCGAUGAGAUCGCGUCCAUGACCGAGUUCUCCAUGAAGGCCCCGAUGGUGACCCUCGAGCUGCCCGUGUGCAUCCAGUGCGACGCUAUGGAGUUGGAGUUCCGCUCUGGCAUUUGCGACGCCAUCAGCGAGAUCAGGCAGGCGCGGGCUUCUGUUGAGGACUCCGCGGAGGUUGCGGACCAGAUAUUGCAGCGGUGGCAGACCGUCGACCUGGCGAACGUGCAGAGGUUGUACUCGCAUGACAAAGCCGUUGCAGAGCAAAGCCGCAUGGUGAAGGAGACUUUCUUGGACAUCCUCAACCACACCGACUUGAACAAGCUGUCUCCCGAGGACACGUUGGAGGCCAUGAGAAUCGCCUUGUCUCCCAUCCCCAGGGAUUCGCCGCCAGCAAGCUUCGACCUCGGCGCUCCCGUCUUGCAGGCGCUUCGCUCGAUCAAGUCUGUCGUGCUCGUGGAUAGGUACGCCGGGCGGGGCAGGGAGGCUCUCGAUGACAUUGCGGUUUUCCAGAGCAGCGACAACGAGAUCUUGAUGCAGUUCAAGACGCCGGCUGGCCUCAAGAUGUUGAGGUGUUGCAAGGACUCCCCGUCGUCCGUUGUCAAGGUGGAGAACAGCGUGAACCGUCUUCGAGAGAUGAGUGGUAAAACGUUCGACACGGUCGCCGAGAUCAUCAUGUUUGACAAGGAGUUCCACCUCCCAGGUGUGGUUGAGCAAGCUGGGGAGGAGUGUGCCACAUGUCUGGCACGAAACCUCGACGCUUGGAUCAUGGCCCAGUCUUGCGUUGUGAAGGGCGCCGUCAAGGCCGUCCUCGAUGGCAGCAUCGACGCGGAGUCGGCGGGGGAGGAUCGCGUCUUGUCCGCUCCCGCGCUCACGACGUUUCUGGCCCAGGUCCCCAACGUGUUGAAGAUGGGCAUCGUGACUGCGAAGACCGACGCCGCCGAGGCUUACGUCCAUGGCCUCGACUUGCUGAAGGCCAUCGCCGCGGGGCCGCUACUGCUACUGACGCCUGAUGCCGCUGGCAGUUGCAACAUGGCCCACUUCGAACGUCUCGCCCACAUGAUUCAAGAUAUCUCGGUUUGUUAUUCUUCGAGCUCAAGGGCUUUCGAAAAGAUCGGCUCCAGCCAGACUGAGGUCCGCGUGUUGCUCAAUAAGGCCAUUGAGACUUUGCGGGCGGCAGAGGCCGCAGUCGUGACUCCAAAGGUAUCUGACAUCGCCAAGUUCUUGUACUGCGACUCCUCGUACAUCCCAGGCCCCGACGCGGCCGCUCCCGACGCGGCCGCAGCCGCCGCUGCCCCGCCCAUCACGGUCGUACCUUUCAUCCGUGAGAUGGAUAUCGAGAGGCUCGCGACACUUUACGACCAGCACAGGGGCAGCUUGUCCCAGGUCGCAGACCACGUCCAGGACGCCGUAGCAAUGCUUUCGGCCCUUGCCCGGCCUGAGGCGGCGGCGGUGCUCCAGGUCAAGUUCGCACUGGUCCGCGUGCGUCUCCGAUACGCGCGCUGCUACGGCGCUAUGGCCGACUCCAGGACCGAGUUCGUCACCCUCGACGCGUGGCUCAACCUCAUCGCAGGCUUGGCCGCCGACCACGCCGCGCUGACUGCGGUUUUUGCGUCUGAGACACUCGCUGAAAUGUGGGGUGCGUUCGUUGGGGCCUCAGCUGCGAGCGCGUCGGCCCUGCGCCAGGUCGAGUUCGCGCCAGUCAAGACGGCGUGCGAGCAUGGCCUCGAGAAGAGCGGGGAGCUGAUCAUUACGCUCGUCGGCAACUGGUCUCUCCGACUGAGCCGAUGGUCCCAGAAGUUGCUCAGCGAGAUCCCGUCCGAGUGGAACAGCUUCGUGGUCAAGGUCUUCGACGUGGAGCGCAUCAAGAGCGAGCUCUUGGCGAAGAAGUGGGAUGCGUUCGCGAGAGGGUGGGCCUCGCUCCAGCGGCUCUUCAGCCAGGUCCGCGGCUUCGAGUGCGCCCUGACGGGCAAGUUCGAUUCCAUGCAUGCUGCCACCUCGACGUCCGUGUCUGGCGUGCUCCUGGACGGCAAGAAGCUCAUUGCUGCAAUCGCCUCGUGCGCACUGAUCGUGGAGAAGCUCCCCAAUUUGCCGUCCGUGGAUCGCGUCAGCGUCAUUGAGCAGCACCUCAGCAAGGCCCGUUCGUCAUCGGCCCUUCCGCCGCCGAACAUCGUGGAUUUCCUUGGCAAGGAGCUCAAGAAGGCGAAGGCGGCUGGCAAUGGCGGCAAGAAGCA
Messenger RNA from Prorocentrum cordatum, 3413 nucleotides. The record is from the annotation of a GenBank genome assembly. NCBI's taxonomy places the organism in Eukaryota, Dinophyceae, Prorocentrales, Prorocentraceae.